This is a messenger RNA of Armigeres subalbatus, 2367 nucleotides long. Its product is annotated as opioid-binding protein/cell adhesion molecule homolog. The transcript is spliced from 11 exons. Lineage: Eukaryota; Metazoa; Arthropoda; Insecta; Diptera; Culicidae. The coding region runs from base 322 to 1866 and encodes 514 amino acids. Gene Ontology annotation, cellular component: neuron projection. The record is from RefSeq and is a predicted model, not a curated record.
AUGGUAACAAAUUUAAAUAGACGAUACUUAUAAGGGCGCGAGUUAGAAAGGACUUUCCGGUUUGCAUGAGUAACUAUGCUGACAGACUGAUUGGUGUGCGAAGAAAUAUUACAGCCGUGCUGCAGUUAUAGUGGCUAGGAAUCUAUCUUUUUCCGCUUCAAUGGGCGGGAAACAGCUGUGUUCUAGAUGUUUACCAUGGCUGGUUUGAACAAAAAAAAAGUGAUUGUAAAUGUUGAUGAUAGUGCAUCGUAUUGAAAUCGACAGCCGUAUGUUGAGUGAUACAAUAGCUUCCAACCUGGUUGCAGAACGAAUUUCAUUGAAAUGUGUUUAUUAUUCGGAAAUAAGAGAGUGUACAACGUUUUCAAUACAAGAGUUGUGGCCAAAAUUCACUACAUUGGACGGCACACAGAUGCGUUAAGGCGCAUAAUACGGUCGGACGGGUGCCGCCGCGUGCGAGUUUAUCUGAAGUGGUUAACUGAAUCGACUAAACGCUGCUGUAUGCUCGUGGCAAGUGUGGAGUGCUACGUGAAGGGUACCACCGACCAGGAUUUCAAAAGCCACGGAAUGUUGCAAACUCGGAGAAGCAGACGGACGAACAGUGAGGAAGUAAUGAACAGGACCACAUUAAGAUCAGUGUUAUUAGCACUUUUGUUUUGCUUUCAUGUGGUGCCGCUCGCAAUAUCAUCAGAAGUUACAGCCCCGCUGACAGACCCAAAGUUCAGUGCUCCGAUAAUAAACGUAACGGCUGCUGUUGGGCGGGAAGCAACGCUAACGUGUGUGGUUCAUGAUCUAGGUGCAUAUAAGGUAGCGUGGCUGCGAGUAGAUACACAAACAAUUUUGACAAUUCAGAAUCACGUCAUCACCAAGAACAAGCGGAUUGGAAUCACAUACACCGAAAAGAAGACGUGGCAGCUGCGGAUACGAGACAUUCGCGAGAGUGAUAAAGGCUGGUACAUGUGUCAAAUCAACACCGAUCCGAUGAAGAGCCAAAUGGGAUAUUUGGAUGUUGUAGUUCCUCCCGAUAUCUUGGAUUAUCCCACCAGUACCGACAUGGUUGUGCGAGAAGGAAGCAACGUGACAUUGCGAUGCGCGGCUACUGGUUCGCCGGAGCCUAUGAUUUUAUGGCGACGAGAGAAUGGCGAAAACAUAUCAUUACAGGAUGGGCAAAACGUACAAUCUAUCGAGGGUCCAACGUUGAGCAUACCAAAGGUCAAUCGGUUGCACAUGGGAGCGUACCUCUGCAUAGCUUCGAAUGGAGUGCCGCCGUCUGUCAGUAAACGAGUUAUGCUGAUUGUGCACUUUGCUCCGAUGAUAUCGGUUCCAAAUCAGCUCGUUGGUGCAGUAGAAGGACAGCGGAUGACCCUUGAGUGUCAUUCCGAAGCGUAUCCUAAGUCCAUCAACUACUGGACGCGCGAAAAAGGAGACAUUGUUCCACAAGGCGGCAAAUACGAGCCGGUGCUGAUAGACAACGCAUACAAAGUGGUGAUGAAACUGAGCAUCAAGGUUGUGAGCCAGGCCGACUUCGGAUCGUACAGGUGUAUCGCCAAAAAUUCCCUCGGGGAAACCGAUGGUGCCAUCAAACUCUACAAGCUUCCUAAAAGUGCAAUCAGCUCGGUGGAACUGUACGAAGGCCGUAGGAAAAAUAAAUCUCGUAAGGGCCACACAUAUUACGAAACCAACGACGUUAUAGAGGAUGGCACGGAGAGUACGAGUAAACGGAAAGAUCUGAUUGUCGGGGGAAUGAAUGAUGAAAGCUAUGGAAUAUCAAACUCGGUCGCGUCCCGUCUGCGGUUGCCCUCUCUGUUCAAAACAAUGUUCUUCGUGCCGUUUAUGCUGUUUUGCGCCGCUUUGCUGCCGACAGUAUGACGCUCGUAAUGAAUAGGCUGCAUUCGAGGCCAGGAAUAGGGUCACUUGCCCAUAAGUAGUUGUUUCUUGUAAUCGAGAAUGUUGAAUGAAAGAGAAUGCCUGUACGUUUAGCUAAAUUAUAUACAAUAGACAUAAUACAAGCAAAACCUGUUGUGUACAUUCACACAAAACUGCAAGUGGGUAAGUUCACUUGGGAAACAAAAGCAAAAAUGAAACAUAUCGUUAGGUAAAGUUAUAACACAAAAUUUAGGAUAUCAUUAUUCCAUAUGCUGAUGUUUUAUUAUACCAUGGAAUUGAUAAGAAGGCAGAUAUAUGAAGAAGCAAAUUUAUCAUGCUAUCAAAGACUUAUGGAGGCUAUAAUACUCGUAACUGUUAAGGCUUAGAUCAAGUACGGCAGGGAGAUAUUAUCCCGUACACCGCAAAAAGAUGAACGGCUUGUCAAUGUACAUGUAAUUAAUAUCCCAACAAGAUGAUAAAAUGAGAACUGCAAAAAACAAUAAA